GGCGGAGACGAUGAGCGGUGUUCGUGUUUUACACUCCGUGUGGAAGUGACUCGACUGGCGCUGGAGAGAUGAGCGAGCGGGCGCUGGAGGAGAUCGCAGUGCUGUCGGCCAUCUACUGCGGCGCGGGGCAGUUCGAGUGGACCCAGCGCUCAGACACAGAGGGGAACAUUUUCCACAUCCAGGUCCCGGUGGGAGAAUCCUCGGGACGGAAGACCGUGACCCUGCUCUUCCACCUACCUGCCGAGUACCCGUCUUGCGUGCCUGGUAUUUCUGUCAGUUGUGAGCAGCUCACCCGGAGACAGUGCGAGGACAUAAAGCAGAGCCUGCUCACAAAGGCGUCUGCCCUUGUGUCGGAACCCAUGGUCCACGAGCUAGUGCUGUGGCUGCAGCAGAAUGCGGAGAACAUUACCGACGUGGAGCAGCCCUCCAGGCACAGAGGCCCGCCAGGGAGAAGCGAGAUCCAUGUGGAUGAAAGAGUUUGGACGGCUCUGUUGCUCAUUGAUCACAUGAGGUCCAAGGCGAAAUACAUAAAAACGGUUGAGAAAUGGACAUGGGAUCUGGAACUUACCGGGAGACUCUUCACAGGACAGCUGAUUUUGCUUCUACUGCAGGGGACAAGGAGGAAUAUAAAGGAAUAUCUUCACCUUCACAAGAGCGUGAAAGUGGACGUGGACUCGGCAGGGAAGAAGUGCAAAGAGAAGAUGAUGAGCGUCCUUUGUGAAAGGCCUUUGUCAGAAGAACGCAAACAGCUCUCAGUGUUUGAGGUUAAGGAGUGUUCGUCCGCAGAGGAGCUGAAAAAGGAGUUUGACUUGGUCGGACAGUCAGAACUGUACCGGGAAUUUGUGCGCACGUUGCUGCAGUAAUUGUGUUUUUACCACCUCACUGACACUGCUCAAGUGCAACUGCUGUGCUGCAGAUGCUGGGAGAACAUCCUACCGUGGUCUCUUGCUGCGUGCGGUAAUAAUGCUCAUGAUCGAAACUUUGAUAUGCAUUGAAUGUAGUCGGCGGUAAAUACGUUUCUUUGAAACUGGGGAAAAACUAAACGAGUGUAACCAGAAUCCUGUUGUAUUUAAAAAAACAACUUAUGUCAUACCUGUACGUGGUGCGUUCCAGUGAGUAUUUAUAAAAAAGUUGCUGCUUGCUCUUUUUUUUUUUUUUU
Scleropages formosus (Asian bonytongue) is the source of this 1159-nucleotide messenger RNA. It is a transcript of the gene rwdd3, whose product is annotated as RWD domain containing 3. Gene Ontology annotation, biological process: positive regulation of hypoxia-inducible factor-1alpha signaling pathway; positive regulation of protein sumoylation. Bases 69 to 863 code for a protein of 264 amino acids. Lineage: Eukaryota; Metazoa; Chordata; Actinopteri; Osteoglossiformes; Osteoglossidae. Gene Ontology annotation, molecular function: protein binding. The transcript has 4 exons. The record is from RefSeq and is a predicted model, not a curated record.